Ailuropoda melanoleuca (giant panda) is the source of this 906-nucleotide messenger RNA. Its product is annotated as SLA class II histocompatibility antigen, DQ haplotype C alpha chain. Gene Ontology annotation, cellular component: MHC class II protein complex; membrane. The transcript has 5 exons. The record is from RefSeq and is a predicted model, not a curated record. Gene Ontology annotation, biological process: immune response; antigen processing and presentation. NCBI's taxonomy places the organism in Eukaryota, Metazoa, Chordata, Mammalia, Carnivora, Ursidae.
AUGAACAAAUGCUUUGUCAGGCACAGAAACAGAGAUGAGGAACAGCUCUUUUCUACACAUAAGGUGCCCACAGGGAAGAGCUACAAAACAGCAACUCUCCACCUUGGGCUUAUGCUGGUGAAACACUGCCAGGCGGAGGCAAUCGAAGGUGUGGCCAGAUGUGGCUGGACCCCCAAGCAAUUCCUUCUUCCGAAGAAUUAUGUGAGGGGAGGUGCGGCAUCAGUGCCCUUCUGGGUCACAGGUGCACAUACUCGAGCUUUUGAGAACAUGACAAGAGCUUACUGGAUUUACAUAAGUAGAAAGGCAAAGGUAUCCCUUGCCUACCACCAGCAGAAAUACCCUAGGCAGAGCAGCAACUUCAGAAACUGCAUUGAGAAAAGGAUGAACAGAGCUCUGAUUCUGGGGACCCUCACCCUGACCACCAUGAUGGGCCGCUCUGGUGGCGAAGACAUUGUGGGACCAGCUGACCAUGUUGCUUCCGAUGGCAUAAAUGUCUACCAGUCUUAUGGUCCCUCUGGCCAGUUCACCCAUGAAUUCGAUGGAGAUGAGGAGUUCUACGUGGACCUGGAGAAGAAGGAAACUGUCUGGCGGCUGCCUAUGUUUAGCACAUUUGCAAGUUUUGACCCACAAGGUGCACUGAGAAAUUUGGCUAUAACAAAACAAAACCUGAACAUCCUGAUUAAACUCUCCAACUAUACCGCUGCUACCAAUGGUAUGUGUCCACUUCUGAAACACUGGGAACCUGAGAUCGCAACCCCUAUGUCAGAGCUGACAGAGACUGUGGUCUGUGCCCUGGGGUUGGCUGUGGGCCUUGUGGGCAUCGUGGUGGGCACUGUCUUCAUUAUCCAAGGCCUCCACUCAGGUGGUGACUCCAAACAUUAAGGACCCUUGCAAGCUGCACCCUAG